Oncorhynchus keta (chum salmon) is the source of this 1567-nucleotide messenger RNA. RefSeq names its product CBY1 interacting BAR domain containing 1 (gene cibar1). Bases 201 to 1097 code for a protein of 298 amino acids. The record is from RefSeq and is a predicted model, not a curated record. Lineage: Eukaryota; Metazoa; Chordata; Actinopteri; Salmoniformes; Salmonidae. The transcript has 9 exons. Gene Ontology annotation, biological process: cilium assembly. Gene Ontology annotation, cellular component: ciliary transition zone; ciliary basal body.
UUCCCAUCAUACUCUACCGGAAAGAAUCAUCUCCAUGGAAACGGCUCCCGGACGUGAAGCUUACCUCGCUUAUUACACGAGCAAAUCAAUCCCACUCACCCGUUAGCUAGCUAACGUUACCUAACUGCUGGAUCAGAAGCGUAUCUGCAUCGUAGCAUUGUUUUAUACCGGAUCGCAUUACCACUUUUUACUCUGCAGUUAUGAGCCGGACUCCGGAUGCAAGGGCAAGAGACAGCCAGACCAGACAGAUCCAGGAGAACAUCACCAACACGGAGAAGCACUUUGGAGAGAUGUGCCAACUGUUCGCCGCCUACGUGCGUAAAACGGCGAGGUUACGGGACAAGGCAGACCUACUGGUCAGAGAGAUCAGCAUUUAUGCGGAGACAGAAACGCCAAAUCUGCAGAGGGGUAUGAAACAGUUUGCAGACAACCUUGCCAAAGUUCAGGAUUAUCGUCAAGCAGAGGUGGAGAGGCUUGAAGCCAAAGUGGUAGAGCCUUUGAAAAGCUAUGGAAGUGUUGUUAAACUUAAAAGGGAGGACCUGAAGACCAGUCAGAGUGCCAGGAACAGGGAGUCUAAACAGAUGCAGCAGCUGGAGAGAAUGAGACAGAGAAACCCCUCUGACAGACAGAUCAUUUCCCAGGCUGAAAGCGACCUGCAGAGAGCCACGAUGGACGCCACGCGCACGACACGACAACUGGAGGAGACAAUAGACGCGUUUGAAAAGCAGAAAAUACAAGAUAUCAAGAAGAUCUUUGGGGAGUUUUUGACAGUGGAGAUGUCGUUCCAUGCCAAGGCGUUGGAGGCGUACACCACAGCUUACCAGAGCAUACACAACGUAGAUGAAGAGGGGGAUCUGGAGGUAUUCAGGACCUUGCUGCACCCCCCUGACUACCAGUCUCGCUUAGAAAUAGUGCGUGCUAAUUCCAAAACAUCACUCAAUCUGACUGCGUCUACCCUGAGUAAAACGGGGACCUUACAGCAAUCACUGACCCCGAGCAGACAGAGGAGAGAGGAGGAGGAGGAGGAGGGAGAUGACGAAGAUGUGGAUGAUGAAGAGGAAGAUGAUGAUCUUGAAGAAGUCACAGAUGAUGAAUGAAUUCGGAAAUCUGUUUUGAUUAGUAUCUUUUCAUUUGUGAUGGGAGGAGGUUUUCUAGAAAAUAGUGUGUUCUUUAUGGCCAUGAAAUGAUGUCCUAAAUGGGGGCCAUAUGGGGCCCAUAGGGCUCUGGUCAAAAGUAAGUGCACUAUAUAGGGAACAGGGUGUCACUUAUGGACACAGGAUAAUAUUCAAGUGUUUUUAACCCAGCAGUUGUACAUGGUCGUUAUUAUUUCCAAUUCUGGAGCUGAAAUAAUUGCUAUGUUAUUUGUUUAUCUAUUUCAUUGACCAAAGGGAUGGUGGGACAUCAUUGUCUUUGUCAUGUGGCAGUAUUAAUGUCUAAUUGUAUUUGUAUAUAACAAAGUGCCAAAUCUGUAUUUGUUUUGUGUGGCAAUGUUGCCUCUUGUAUAAACUUUCCAGAAUAGAAAAACGGUUGUUUUUAUGGAAUAAAAACAAUGGACUCAACAAUGGAA